Messenger RNA from Castor canadensis (American beaver), 1316 nucleotides. Its product is annotated as phagosome assembly factor 1-like. Gene Ontology annotation, cellular component: synaptic vesicle membrane; trans-Golgi network; dendrite. Gene Ontology annotation, biological process: Golgi to plasma membrane protein transport. Lineage: Eukaryota; Metazoa; Chordata; Mammalia; Rodentia; Castoridae. The record is from RefSeq and is a predicted model, not a curated record.
CGUCUGCACUGCCGCAGGAGGCCGUCCGGGCCCGGCGAACCGAACCAAUGCUGGACCUGGAGGUGGUGCCUGAACGCUCUCUGGGGAACGAGCAAUGGGAAUUCACGCUGGGAAUGCCUCUGGCUCAAGCAGUAGCCAUUCUUCAGAAGCACUGUCGCAUCAUCAAAAAUGUCCAGGUUCUCUACAGUGAGCAGUCUCCUCUAAGCCAUGACCUCAUCCUUAACCUGACUCAGGACGGGAUCAAACUACUGUUUGAUGCUUUCAAUCAGAGACUUAAGGUGAUUGAAGUAUAUGACUUGACUAAAGUAAAGUUAAAAUAUUGUAGAGUGCAUUUUAACUGUCAGGCCAUAGCUCCUACCAUUGAGCAGAUUGACCAGUCUUUUGGCGCAACUCAUCCUGGAGUGUACAACUCCGCUGAGCAGCUCUUCCACCACAACUUCAGAGGACUGUCUUUCUCUUUCCAGUUAGAUUCCUGGACUGAGGCUCCCAAGUAUGAGCCCAAUUUUGCCCACGGUCUAGCUUCUCUCCAGAUACCCCAUGGAGCAACUGUAAAACGGAUGUUCAUCUACAGUGGAAACAGCCUACAGGAUACCAAGGCUCCUGUGAUGCCCCUGAGCUGUUUCUUGGGCAAUGUGUAUGCUGAGAAUGUAGAUGUUCUUCGAGAUGGAACAGGACCCUCAGGUUUACGACUUCGCCUACUUGCUGCAGGUUGUGGACCUGGCCUUUUAGCAGAUGCCAAGAUGCGGGUAUUUGAACGUUCAGUGUAUUUUGGUGACUCCUGCCAAGAUGUUCUUAGCAUGCUUGGCUCUCCACACAAAGUCUUCUAUAAGUCAGAGGACAAGAUGAAAAUUCAUUCUCCUUCCCCUCAUAAACAAGUUCCAUCUAAGUGCAAUGACUACUUUUUUAACUACUUCACUCUCGGGGUGGACAUCCUCUUUGACGCAAAUACACACAAAGUGAAGAAGUUUGUCCUGCACACCAAUUACCCUGGGCAUUAUAAUUUCAACAUUUAUCAUCGCUGUGAGUUCAAGAUCCCACUAGCCAUAAAGAAAGAAAAUGCAAUUGGUCAGACAGAAAUAUGCACAACAUACAGCAAGUGGGACAAUAUCCAGGAGCUCCUAGGCCACCCUGUAGAGAAGCCUGUUGUCCUGCACAGAUCCUCCUCUCCAAACAACACCAAUCCAUUUGGCUCCACAUUCUGCUUUGGUCUCCAACGAAUGAUCUUUGAAGUCAUGCAGAACAACCACAUUGCCUCAGUGACUCUGUAUGGCCCUCCUAGGCCUGGUACCCACCUGAGAACAGCAGAGCUCCCCUAG